UCGGGCCCCGCGGGCUGAGGUGCGGGCUGGGGUCGGAGGGCGGCAUCGGGGUUGCUGGCAGGUGGUCUGUAGUACAGACAGUUUGGCUGCGUUUCGCCACAAAGUCGCGCUCCUUGGGGCAGCGUGCAGACAGCUCAGCAGUAUUUCCUCUGAACAUCUGUAGAAGAGUAAAAGGAUUUGAAAACUGCAUUCUAGAGAAAUUUGGGUAGUUUCUGUUACACGGAGCAAUGCUGAAAUUUCAAGAAACUGCUAAGCAUGUCAGCGUUUCCAGUUCUAAUUCUGCUUGCUCAGAUGCUGCUAUCGCAAGGAGAUACACUAUUCAGAGGAAACUUGGCAACGGGAGCUUUGGAAGCGUGUAUCUGGUUUCUGAUAAGAAAGCAAAACAAGGAGAUGAAUUAAAGGUUCUGAAGGAAAUCUCUAUUGGAGACCUGAAGCCUAAUGAAACAGUUGAAGCAAAUCUGGAAGCACAACUACUCUCCAAAUUAGACCAUCCAGCCAUUGUCAAAUUUUAUGCAAGCUUUGUGGAGCGAGAUAGUUUCUGCAUUAUCACUGAGUACUGUGAGGGUGGAGAUCUAGACUAUAAAAUUCAAGAGUACAAAGAAUCUGGGAAAUUAUUCACACAAAGACAAAUAAUAGAGUGGUUUAUACAGUUGUUACUUGGAGUCAACUAUAUGCAUGAAAGGCGUAUACUUCACAGAGAUUUGAAAACCAAGAACAUAUUUUUGAAAAAUAAUCUUCUUAAAAUUGGAGACUUUGGAGUUUCUUGUCUUUUGAUGGGUUCCUGUGAUCUAGCAACAACAUUUACUGGGACGCCAUACUACAUGAGUCCAGAGGCACUGAAACACCAAGGAUAUAACAUGAAAUCUGAUAUUUGGUCUCUGGGAUGCAUUUUAUAUGAGAUGUGCUGCAUGAACCAUGCAUUUUCUGGACACAAUUUUUUGUCUGUUGUGCUAAAAAUUGUAGAAGGUGAUACACCUUCUCUUCCUGAUAGAUAUCCAAGCAAUCUGAAUGCUGUGCUGAGCAGCAUGUUAAAUAAGAAUCCUUCACUGAGACCAGCAGCAGGAGAGAUCCUAAAAAUCCCUUAUAUUGAUGAGCAGCUAAAGAAUAUACAGUACAAUUUCACAUGUAUGACUGCAAAAGACAAGGGGCUUAACUGGCAGAAAGGAGGUGCUCCCAUUUCUGAUGCUGUGCUGAGGAAAGUUCAUUUGCGAACUCUACAGCAACUGUCUGAAGUACAGAAAAUGACACCACGGGAACGGAUGAGGCUGAGGAAGUUAAAUGCUGCAGAUGAGAAAGCCAAGAAGUUGAAACAACUGGCAGAAGAAAAAUAUCAAGAGAAUGUCAGAAGAAUGCAAGAAUUCAGAUCCUAUAAUUUUCAGAAGCUGAAUGUCAAUGUCCUACAUGAAUCCAACGACCAGAUUUCAGAACCUCUAACUGAUUCUCAGCGGGUCAUGAUGUGUGACUCCAUGUCCAUAGGAUGUGAUGAACCAAAUGGAAAUGAGAGAUUGAGUCAAUUUAUGGACCGUGAGAUCCCUGAAGACCCGCAAAUUGCAGAAGAAUAUUAUAAUGAAGAGUUUGAAUCCUAUUCAGAAGACAGCGAAACAGAGGAUGUGGAAGUGUCACAGACUGUAUCUAAGACAAAUCAGGACAGUGAUAUUGAAGCAGUGGUCAAGCAUUUGGAGAGCAUCCUAAAUAGCUCAUUGGGUUCGGCAACUGUCACCAGCAUGGCUCCAGGGGUACUCCAGGGAUUCAGAACCCUCAACAACACUAUAGCUGAGACCAAGUUGAACCGCAUGAGGGAAUCUGCCAUCCAGAAGCUGGGAGGAGAGGUAUUUGAGAAGGUAUACACCUAUCUGAAGCAGGCGAGACAGCAGAAAGCCAGUGAGGAGGAGAUAACGAGACACCUGGAGAAACUGGUUCCUAGAGCAAGUGAUUGCUUUGAGGUGGAUCAGCUCCUCUACUUUGAGGAGCAGCUGCAAGAUUCAGAGUCAUAUCUUCAGCUGUGAAAUGUGCUGGUAACAGUACAGGAAAUAAUGAACAAGACUGACAGUGCUGAGCUGCCUGUUCAGGCCAGCCAGCAAAUCCUGGAGGAGUCUAGAGGAAACUGCUGAGGGUAACUCAGAACAUAAACAGGUAGGCAAACUCUUGGAGAGUCUAGUCUGUGCAGUGAGCAGUGGGUAAGUACAGUACAGAUUACAAGGGUAGGAAGGAAAACUUAGAGAGUAGAGGGGAGAGUUCAUAAUUAUCGGUGUUCCCUUCACUGCUUAGGGCAUAACACUAGUCAGUGUCACUGGCAAAGCUGCCUCUGAAGGCAGUGGUGUAGGAUUAGGCUCCAGCUGUUGUUUAUUCCUGCACUGACUGGCCCUUGUGGCAUUUAAGCACAUCUGUUUUGUACUAUGACAGAAUACAAAUGUGUAUGGCUAUUCAGCCACAAAUUGUCUUGUUACCAUUCAUUGUCUAAAAACGUUAUUUAAUCCGUGUGUCUUUCAAAGGAACUGUGAAAAUAUAGAUCAUAGAAUCAGGGAAUGGCUUGGUUGGAAAGAACCUUAAAGGUCAUAAGCUCCAACCCCUGCCAUGGGCAUG
Messenger RNA from Meleagris gallopavo (turkey), 2583 nucleotides. The record is from RefSeq and is a predicted model, not a curated record. Lineage: Eukaryota; Metazoa; Chordata; Aves; Galliformes; Phasianidae.